Messenger RNA from Brassicogethes aeneus, 558 nucleotides. The record is from the annotation of a GenBank genome assembly. NCBI's taxonomy places the organism in Eukaryota, Metazoa, Arthropoda, Insecta, Coleoptera, Nitidulidae.
AUGUCUGGAUCAUCUAAGAACUUCGUUGAUGACCCAAUUAAGUCCUUUGGAUAUUAUAACUUUCUUCCUGGUGCCUUGGAAGAAUUUGAAAAUGAUAACGACUUAGUUAUUUUGCCCCCUGAUGUCGACAAUCUGACUGUUGAGGAAUUCAAUGCAAACGAGUUGAUGUUUCUAGAAAUGCGAACUGAUGUUGCUGGAAGGAUUGAGGUAGUAAAGACUAACCCUUCCGAUGAUCAUUGGGAUAGCAGCGAUGACGAAAGAUCCGGGGGGGCUGAAGAUGACGAAGAAGAUAAUGUAUCCGAUAGUGAACAUGAAACAAAUUUAAAGCAAUCCGACGACGAUAAUGUUGCCGUUAUAGAUAAUUAUGUCGCCAGUGAAGGUGAGGAGGACGAAAAAGAGAUGGAAGUUAAGAACAGUACCGAUGGUGGAAUUCCGGCUGUUGACGGUCCUGGUAUGGCGAAUUCCGCAGGUACUGUAUCUGAAAUAUCAGAUGUGGAUGUUGAGCUCUCAUUUGGCGUUGACGAAGAAAGAACGCUCUUUUCGGUUAAAGACGGUUAA